Molecule: messenger RNA, 1875 nt
Organism: Trichobilharzia szidati
Lineage: Eukaryota; Metazoa; Platyhelminthes; Trematoda; Strigeidida; Schistosomatidae
Source: the annotation of a GenBank genome assembly
AUUCAGUUUAUGGUGAUCACGAAAAUGCUGAGGUUGUCUACAGUAUGUCAACUGUACAUAGUCUACAUUUCAAUCUGCUGCAUACUAUACUGUCAAACUCUAGUUCCAGCGCCGGCUAAACGACAUUCCACAGGGAUAUACCAUCAUCUUGUUGAAAAGUUAACUUAUGACAAUCCACAUGGAAAUUGUUACAUACUCAUAGAUGCAUUGCGAAGAUUUGAACGACGUCUUCUAUUAUCACGUCAAUAUCCUAUUGAAAAGGUUACACUGUCGAAUAAAACAAUCACUAUAAUCAAAAUUCAAAUAAAUAAAAUCUGUGAUGAAUCACAUAACAGACUAUGGCCAUCUGCAUCAAUGAAUGAGUCGUAUUCAUUGUUGAUACUUGGUGAGAAGAUUGUAAUUGACUCUGAAGAAGUAUGGGGAAUAUUACACGGAUUAGAGACAAUACUUCAGUUAGUUUAUCGAAGUCCAAUGGAGACGAAUGUGAUUGAAGGGGGUACAUUAUCUGACGCUCCAUUAUAUCCACACAGAGGAUACCUAAUCGACAGUUCAAGGCAUUAUUUAUCAACAAUUGAAAUAAGAAAAUUUAUUGAUGCCAUGGCAAUGGUGAAGAUGAAUGUCCUCCAUUGGCAUAUUGUCGACGACCAAUCAUUUCCAUAUGUAUCAAAAACGUUUCCACAACUGUCACUGAAGGGUGCAUAUCAUCCACAUCUUUUAGUCUAUACACCAAGUGAUGUCAACUACAUACUGAACUAUGCUCGUUUACGUGGAAUACGUGUUAUGCCGGAAUUUGAUACUCCAGGUCAUGUAGCUUCCUGGGGUAAAGGAUAUCCAGAGGUGUUAACACCGUGUUAUACAGAUCAAAAACCAAAUUCUCGUCUUGGUCCAAUCAAUCCAGUCAGUAAUUACUCUUAUAAAUUCAUGUCUGAUCUAUACGAGGAGUUGCUGGAUGUAUUCCCUGAAAACUUGUUCCAUUUAGGCGGUGAUGAAGUAGAUUAUAAUUGCUGGAUGACAAAUCCUUCAAUUAGUGAAUUUAUGAAGAAGAUGCAAUUCGGGGAUGAUUAUCGUCAUCUGGAAGGAUAUUACAUUAAAAGUUUAAUACAGACUAUUAAAGAUAUUAAACCACACGGACAAAGAAUUACACCAGUUGUAUGGCAAGAGAUAUUUGAGAAUGGAUUCCGAGGUGAUAAAUCAACUAUAGUUCAUGUAUGGAAGGAUAACAAUUGGCAAAAUGUAGUGAAAAAUGCAACACAAGCAGGUUAUAGAGUUUUGUUCUCUGCUGCUUGGUAUUUGAAUCUAAUAUCGUAUGGUGAUGACUGGAAAAAUUACUAUCUCGUCAAUCCAAGAAAUUUUGGAGGGAGCAAAGAAGACGAGAAGCUUGUUAUCGGUGGGGAAGCAGCUAUGUGGGGCGAAUAUGUUGACAAUACAAAUUUAUUCAGUCGAUCAUGGCCUCGUGGUGCAGCAGUAGCGGAACGACUAUGGACAGAAUAUGAUAAACCUGACGUAAUAGAAUUUGUUCCAAGAGUAGAAGAACUCCGAUGUCGAAUGCUCAGUCGUGGCUGGAAUCCGGAACCAAUCAACGGACCAGGAUACUGUCCUGUAUGAUCAACUACCAUUUUUGUAUCGUCUAUUUUCUUCGAAAAUUCGAUUAUUUCCUCCCUAUCCCCCGUUUUUAUAAACAUUUCCUUCAUUGGUUUUCCAUGCAUUCACUGUUACCGAUAUUAUUUUGAUAAUUGAAUUAUAAAUAUGAAUAUUUUUACUGUUGAACAACAAUAUUUAUUGCAGGCGUUGAUUUUAUCCUUACUUCUGAAUUGUUAUACAAGCUGAUUUGAUGAGUGAUCAAAACAAAAUUAAAAUAAAAUGUUAACAGUUUAA